This is a messenger RNA of Pseudomassariella vexata, 1008 nucleotides long. Its product is annotated as amino acid transporter arg-13. Gene Ontology annotation, biological process: mitochondrial L-ornithine transmembrane transport. The transcript has 2 exons. The record is from RefSeq and is a predicted model, not a curated record. Lineage: Eukaryota; Fungi; Ascomycota; Sordariomycetes; Amphisphaeriales; Pseudomassariaceae. Bases 1 to 1008 code for a protein of 335 amino acids. Gene Ontology annotation, molecular function: L-ornithine transmembrane transporter activity.
AUGAAAGUGGCGGACAUCGCGCCAGGUACUUUCGCCGAAAUUAGUUCCGCAAAGCUGGCGCGCGAGAAAACGGCAGUAAUGGAGUCUCUCGAAGAUAUUCUAUACGGAUCGGUCGCCGGUGUCACUGGCAAGUAUAUCGAAUACCCUUUCGAUACCGUCAAGGUCCGGCUUCAAUCCCAACCCGACCAUCUACCCCUCCGCUACAAGGGUCCAUUGGACUGCUUUCGGCAGUCGAUCAAAGCCGACGGCGUCCUGGGCUUAUACCGUGGCAUCAGUGCGCCCUUAUUUGGUGCUGCUGCCGAGACGAGCAGUCUCUUCUUCUUCGAGCGAAUUGGGAGGGAAACAAUAUAUACCUGGGGGUUAUGCGCCCGAGACCAGAUCCUCCCUCUGCCAGCACUAUGGUUUACUGGCGCAUUCGCGGGCGCCUUCACCUCCUACGUCCUGACGCCCAUUGAGCUCGUCAAAUGCAAGAUCCAGGUUCCAGCCUCGUCCAGUGUGGAUGGGGUGGUAAACAACAAAGCCCCUGGGGUCUUCUCGAUCAUCCGGGAUGUGUAUAGGCACGAGGGUCUCAAGGGCUUCUGGCGCGGCCAAACCGGUACUUUGAUUCGAGAAACAGGUGGUUGCGCUGCGUGGUUUGGAUUCAAGGAGACCACAACGAAGCUCUUUUAUGCGCUCAACGAGCGGGGAUUAAAGAAUAAGUCAGAGAGAGAUGCUCUGAGGACAGAGGCUCUGCCGCUAUGGCAGCAGGCUGUCGCCGGUGCCAAUGCUGGCGUGUCCUACAAUUUCCUAUUCUUCCCCGCCGACACGAUCAAGUCACGCAUGCAGACUACUGCCAUCGGGCUCAGGGGCGCGCAAACUACAUUCUUACAAGAAGGCAAAGCCUUAUGGCGACAAUAUGGCUUGCGCGGGCUCUACCGCGGAUGCGGUAUAACGUGCAUACGAUCUGCCCCGAGCUCAGCCUUCAUAUUUAUGGUCUAUGAUGGUCUCAAGAGGCAUGUGCCUCUGUGA